AUGCGGACGCCUACUGGCGCGAAGUUGAGUCUCUCCCUCCUCUUAACGAAGCAGCAGCAAUUGCUGAGAAAGCAGCAGCAGCAGCAGCAGCAGCAGCAGCUGCUGCUGCUGCUGCUGCUGCUGCUAAGAAAGAGGGGGCCGCGGAUGGAUGAAACGCAGCGCACGCAGCUGCUGCCUGCAGCAGCACUUUGCUGUAGCUGUCUUUUGCUUUUACUUCGACAGCAGCUGCAGCAGCAGCAGCUGCAGCAGAAGCUGCAGCAGCAGCAACUGCAGCAGAAGCUGCAGCAGCAGCAACUGCAGCAGAAGCUGCAGCAGCAGCAACUGCAGCAGAAGCUGCAGCAGCAGCAACUGCAGCAGAAGCUGGUUUAG
Eimeria mitis is the source of this 369-nucleotide messenger RNA. RefSeq lists its product as uncharacterized. NCBI's taxonomy places the organism in Eukaryota, Apicomplexa, Conoidasida, Eucoccidiorida, Eimeriidae. Bases 1 to 369 code for a protein of 122 amino acids. The record is from RefSeq and is a predicted model, not a curated record. The transcript has 2 exons.